UUUUAUGAGAGAGAAAAAUAUGGAGAGAGAAAUCUAAUUAGGCAGAGAUGAUGAUAAGCCUCUCUCCCCCCUUCCCCGCUUCUGUACCUUCACUCAAACCUAACCGCUACUCCCGCCAUAAAAUCUCCGCCGUUCGGACUCACCAGAACAUCAGCUUCGAAUCGCUGCAGGCUACUCUGAUCCGCCACGCAAAUGUGGGCCACGUCGAUGAAGCAGUUUCCACACUGGAUCUCAUGUCCCGGGCUAAUCUCGCCCCAGACCUUGCCACCUACUCCGUUCUCCUUAAAUCCUGCAUACGGACCCGAAACUUCGAACUGGGUCAACUCGUCCACUCCAGACUCAUCGAGUCGAGACUCCAGCCUGAUGCUGUUGUCCUCAACUCCCUCAUCAGUUUGUAUUCCAAGUGCGGCCACUGGAGAAAAGCGGAGGAGAUAUUUAGUUCCAUGGGCGGCGCGAGGGAUAUGGUUUCCUGGAGUGCGAUGAUUUCAUGUUACGCGCAUAACGGUUUGAAUUUGGAUGCAGUCUUGGUGUUUGUUGAAAUGCUGGAGUAUGGGGAACAUCCAAAUGAAUUUUGCUUCUCCGCAGCUAUUCGGGCAUGUUCGAAUCGAGAAAAUGCGAGAAUUGGCUUGGAGAUUUUUGGGUUUCUGCUGAAGACUGGGUACUUUGGGUCCGAUGUGUGUGUGGGGUGUGCAAUGGUUGAUUUGUUCGUCAAGGGGUUUGGUGAUUUGGAGUUAGCAAAGAAGGUGUUCGAUGAAAUGCCUGAGAAGAAUUCUGUCACUUGGACUUUGAUGAUUACGAGGUUUACACAAAUGGGUUCUCCCAGAGACGCAAUUGGUUUGUUUUCGGAUAUGGUUAUUGCAGGGUUUGUUCCUGAUCGGUUUACAUUUAGUAGUUGUUUAUCAGCUUGUUCAGAGCUAGGAUCGUUGUCAAUUGGUCGCCAGUUGCAUAGCUGGGUUGUCAAGAAUGGCCUCUGUUUUGAUGUCUGCGUUGGGUGUAGUUUGGUGGACAUGUAUGCGAAAUCAGCCAUGGAUGGCUCUAUGGAUGAUUCGAGGAAAACUUUUGAUAGAAUGUCGAAUCAAAAUGUUAUGUCAUGGACAGCAAUUAUCACAGGUUAUGUGCAAAAUGGAGGGAACGACUAUGAAGCUAUCGAGUUGUACUGUAGGAUGAUAACACAAGGUAGAGUUAAACCAAAUCAUUUUACAUUUGCCUGUCUGCUGAAGGCGUGCGGGAAUCUUUUCAAUCCGAAAUUGGGUGAACAAAUAUACAGUCACGCAACGAAGUUGGGUCUUGCAACGGUCAGUGUUGUCGGUAAUUCUCUAAUUAGCAUGUACUCCAAGUGUGACAGGAUCGAAGACGCACGAAAAGCCUUUGAAUUCUUAUUUGAAAAGAAUUUGGUUUCUUAUAAUGCAUUAGUUGAUGGUUACACCAGAAAUUUGGACUCCGACGAGGCUUUCGAACUCUUCAAUGAAAUCGAGAAUUCAAGUGCUGGUGCUGAUGCUUUUACAUUCGCUAGCCUCUUGAGUGGAGCUGCAAGUGUUGGAGCAGUUGGGAAAGGAGAGCAAAUACAUGCCCGUUUACUGAAAGCAGGGUUCGAGUCUAACCUAUGUAUUUGCAAUGCUUUGAUCUCCAUGUAUACCAGGUGUGGUAGCAUAGAAGCUGGAUUUCAAGUUUUCAAUGAAAUGGAAGACCGAAACAUAAUAUCGUGGACGUCUAUUAUCACAGGCUUCGCCAAACAUGGAUUCGCGAAACGGGCUUUGGAACUGUACAAGCAAAUGCUCGAUUCCGGUGUAGAACCAAACGAGGUUACUUUUGUUGCUGUUCUGUCAGCUUGUAGUCAUGCAGGUUUAAUCGAAGAGGGAUGGAGGCAGUUUGAUUCUAUGUACAAAGACCACGGGAUAAGACCAAGAAUGGAGCAUUAUGCCUGCAUGAUUGAUAUAUUAGGAAGAUCAGGGCAUCUAGAUAAAGCCAUACAAUUCAUCAAUUCAAUGCCUUUUGCUGCCGAUGCACUAGUAUGGCGAACAUUGCUCGGUGCUUGUAGAGUACACGGUAAUAUGGAACUCGGCAAACAUGCAGCCGAAAUGAUUCUUGAGAAAGAUCCAAACGAUCCAUCGGCUCAUGUUUUACUAUCGAAUCUAUAUGCUUCGGCAGGACAGUGGGAAAGUGUGUCAAGAAUCAGAAAAGGGAUGAAAGAGAGGAACAUGGUGAAGGAAGCAGGGUGUAGCUGGAUUGAGAUUGCGAAUAAGGUGCAUAAGUUUUAUGUGGGGGAUACGAAACACCCGGAGGCUAAGGAGAUAUACGAAGAAUUGGAUGAGGUGGCGGCGAAGAUAAAGGAGAUGGGAUAUGUGCCGGAUACAAAUUUUGUGCUGCAUGAAGUGGAGGAGGAACAGAAGGAGCAGUAUUUGUUUCAGCAUAGUGAGAAAAUAGCUUUGGCUUAUGGCCUGAUAAGCACAGCGAAAAGUAGGAUGAUUAGAAUCUUUAAGAAUCUACGAGUUUGCGGAGAUUGUCAUACGAUGAUCAAGUAUGUGUCGGUGGCGAGCGGGAGGGAGAUAGUUGUGAGGGAUUCGAAUAGGUUUCAUCACAUUAAGGAUGGCAAGUGUUCUUGCAAUGAUUACUGGUGAGUGAAAUUAUGUUUUAACUGUAUUGUAUUUUUAUGUAUGUAUGUAUGUAUGCCAAUUGUUUAUACUAUAUUUGCCAAUUUGCCAUCGCUCUUGCUUACUCAUAACUUAGUUUUUUUACUAGUUUCUAUCAUAUCCAUUCGGUUCAUGUACAAGUGCUGCUGUUUUGAUUAAGAUGCAGUAAAAAAAUUGAGUUGAAUUUA
Molecule: messenger RNA, 2818 nt
Organism: Erythranthe guttata (spotted monkey flower)
Lineage: Eukaryota; Viridiplantae; Streptophyta; Magnoliopsida; Lamiales; Phrymaceae
Product: Tetratricopeptide repeat (TPR)-like superfamily protein
Biological process (GO): RNA modification
Molecular function (GO): protein binding; zinc ion binding; RNA binding
Source: RefSeq, a predicted model, not a curated record